CUCUUCCCUUUGCCUCGCUUCCCAAACGCUACAGUCUUAUAUCUCGCUUCUGCUCACUGAAAUUAGGGUUCAGGGUUUUCGAAGUUCGUUUUCCAAUCAGAUUGUCAAUCGCUCCGCCUCUUUUCAAUGAAGAGGAGCUCCCAAUCUACGUGAGAGUUCGUUAAAAGAAUCUGAGUUUGUGCUUCCCGCAAUGGCGGCUAAUGCACCGCCUGAGAUGGCUUCAGGGAACCCUUGUUGCGUCGCGUGGCAAGGGAAGUACAUAGGCAUGAAGAAGAGGCGUGAUGCUUGUAAAGAAGCCAUAGAGAUUCUCCAGAAGGCUAUGGGAGCCGCUAAUGAUGAGAAAGCCAAUCUCCAGAUAAAACUUAGGGAGAUGUCGGAUAGCGUGGACACUAAGGAGAAUUAUUCGGUGGAAAAGGCAUCUUUGGAGAAAGAAGUUUAUGAUUUGAAGUCUGAGAUAUUGUCUUUGCAACAAAGGUUGGAGCUGAACCUUCAAGAGAAAAAUGAGCAAAGUAAAAUCCUUCGUGAUCAAGCUUCUAGCAGAGGAAAGGAGAUCAAUGAACUGAAGAACCUCCUUAAGAAAGAGACAUCAAGGGCUGAUAAUUCUGAAGAAGAGAGGGAACAAAUUUGUAAAGAAUUGAACAAGGCAAAGGCACUGCUGGUCAAAUAUGAGGAUAUUAAGCCGGACGUUCCUGAACUGAGAGAGGAAAUAAAUCUGGUUAAAAGUCUUCUUGUAAGCGAGAGGCAGAAGGCAGAGUCAGAGAGGAAGAAAGCAGAAUCAGAGAAAAAGAAAGCUGAUCAGUAUCUUUCUGAGUUGGAGACGUUAAGAACUACAGCUCGUAAGACUAGUUCUGAUCUGCUUGCUUUGACAUCCAAUCUUGAGACUGUGAAAAAGCAGCUUGAGUCUGAAAAACAAAAGACUCUGAGAGAGAAAAAACGUGCAGAUAUGGAGAGUGCCAAAGCUAGGGAACAGAUGAAUCUGGCGGAAGGAUUGUCUAAGAAGUUUGAAAUCAUUAGAGUUAGAAAUGAAGAGCUCAAGAAAGAAGCGGAAUUGCAGAGCGCUAGUAGCAAAGUAAAGUUUGCUGAAAACUCAGCAAAACUAGAAGAGAAGAUGAGGCUCCUUGAGAUGAAUAAGAAAACAGCCAUGGACUGGAAAUCUCGUGUUGAUGAUCUGACUCGGCAGUUGCAGGAGUCACAAUUAGUGACUGAGGGUUUGAAAAAACAGGUGCAUGAGCUUUCUCUCUCUCGGAAAUCGACUCGCUCUAUUUCUCCUCAUGAAGCCAGAGAUCUGGAAAAGGCUAAAAUGAGGCUUUUGAAGAAGGAGCUGAAGUUUCAGAAGAAACGUGAAAAGCACUUCAAUGAAGUGGCUGAGUUUGAAAAAUAUCGAAGGGAAUUUCAGGCAGAAGAGCUGGGACGGUUAAAACUUGAGGUCGGUGGUUUUACAAAUCGCAUGAAUCGUCUGGGUGAGUGUUUUUCAAGAGACGUUGAAGACGUUAGGCUACAUGAUGGAUCUGUUCUGAAUGACAUGGUAGAAGGCCGCAAGAAACCCCCGAAGAACCGUAGUGGUGAAAAGAAUUCUGACGCAAGAUGCCAUUUGGGAGCCAACCUUGUUUCUCGGAACCAAGCUUGCAAGUUUUCUGCCCAGUUAAUCGCUAAAGCUGGACGUGGCGUGAGUGAGUCUGUCUCAGGUUCUGUUUCUCAAUUGGAGUCUCCUAUUGGAGGGUCUAGAGAGUUACAGACUUCUGGAGUAAUUUCCAGCUCGACAUCAUUUUCUGAUGGGCAAGGUAGAGAGCAGCUCGCUUUUACUACUUCAGCAGAAAUAGCAAAAGAUAAGCCGAAUAUCCAACCAACAAAACCAAGUAUGUUCCAGAAAGUCGAUACCAGGAAAAAUGGAAAUCUCUGUUUUGUGGCUGAAAACUGUGUUCAAAGCGGUCAAAAAGAUAGGCAUGAGGUGCUUAAUGAGCACUCUCGAAAAAGAAAAAGAUUGUCAGAGGCAAUGGAGUCACGUAAGCAUCUCUCAUCUGAUGAUAGAAAGAAAAAUCCACAGAUUAGAGAGAAGCUGGGUGCCUUGCAGUCUGUGGUAGCAGAAACUGGAUACAAGGCUUUAAGAGAGAAAGAAACUUUGGUUUCUUGUGAGAAGAAGACAAUGAUGCAGAAAACUAUGUGCUACUCUACCGCUAAAGGACAUGAUGAUGCAACGUUAUUUCUGGAGAACGAUGCUGCUACAGAUUAUAUGAAAUUGCUGGAGUUGGAUCAACCAGAAGAAGAAAUUUGCUACCAGAUUGCAAGAGAAUCGCUCAUGUCCCCUGAUCUUCCUCGGGUAGACUUUUUGGCUAAUGAGGUUAUGAAUGAGGACCAAAAUCUUGCUACUGCUCUUGACUUGGUUGCUAGUAAUAGCGGGGAUUUAUGUGACAAUAUAAGUAUCAACACUGAUAAUGCUUCAGUGACAGUCAAAAUGCCACCUGAGUCGCCAACAUCGCAUGGUCAUAUUCUUAAGUACUUUGUCGUGUUUUCAAAUACUGAAGAUCAGAACAGUAUCAUCAAAAUUUCCCAUGCUACAAACAAUUGUGUUCAGCGAUGCCCAUCAGAUGCUACAGCACAGUGGGCAGUGCCCGCGAUUUUGUUCUCUUUGAAAAUGGAAGAAAACCUCUUAGCACGGGAAAGGGUAUGUGUGUUCCUCUCCUUGCUGCUUCAUAACUUCUCUAUGGUCGCCUCGAUGAACAUUGGGAACACUCUGGAUUAUGAUUCUUGCUCCUGCUUGGAUUCUUUCUCGAAGCAUAUAUCUAGUGUUAUGGCUGGUACUGAAGCUGGAGGUAUUCUAUCUGAAUUUUUGGAAGAACUCCUUAACCUUCUUCAGGACCUCCUUUUAGAGCAGAGGGUAUUGUAUUCUGCGAAAUCCUUAGAAACAACUGAAUCUGAUUUAAGCAUCCCUGUCACACUGAAUGGAGAAAAUAUAGUUCUCUUCAGAAAAGUCGCUCUAAUUGAUCAUUUGGUGGCUGGAAGUGCUAUUUUGGCAGCAAUAUGUACUAUAGUGGACCGUGUGGAACUUAUUCGUGAAGCUUCCUUUGAAAUCCUGCGCAAACACAGUCAUGAGAAGACAUUUGUGCCACUGACCAUUCUUCACGUUUUUGCUUACAUUGCUGGAGAGAAACUGAUGUCCUCUAGUGAUCAUGAUAUAUCAAAUGCAGUGUUGAAAUCCAUUGUGAUGUUUCUAGAGAAUAGACAUUUUGGUACUGUGGAUGGAUAUGCUAAGUUGCACCCAGGGAAGAACAAGUGUCCAUUCUCAGACAAGUCUUCCUCGUUGGAGGCUAUGGGAUCUAUGCUCAUGGAAGUUGUUCAGGAGUUUACUCGGUCUAAUACUGUGCAUCAGAGCUUGAUUGAGUUUAGGCCGGCACACAAAGGUUUCCAGUGCAGAUUGGCGAGGGAUCAAAGUGUUACUUUAUGUGACAUUCUGUCAUUGGUGGAGCUUAUUGCUUGUUACACGGCAUGGGAUUGGACUAGUGCGAACAUUGUUUCUCCACUGCUUAAGACGCUGGGAAUGACAUUGCCAAUGAACGUUUCUGUUGCAGUGAUCUCUCUUCUUGGGCAGCUUAGCAGUGUUGGAGUGGAUGCUGGUGGCUAUGAAAAUGAAGGGAUAUCAAACUUGAGAGAGAAACUGUCAUCAUUUCUUCAGUGUGAGAAGACACUAGAAGCUGGUUUUGCAGUCCAGAUAGCAACUGUGAGCUCCCUCUUGAAGACGCUUCAGCUGGAUCUCGCAAAAGUCUUUCAAGGCGAAAUCACCAAGCUUCCAGAUUGUGGCGACCAAAGCUUAUCUGUUCCAGCCAAUAUGGUCACCAAGUGGUUCUCUUUGUUGAGCGAGGAACAGCGAGCUUUCGCAGCCGAGUUCUUGCAAGCCUCUGUUGUUAGAUAAUUACUUCAGUUGAAAAAGUCAUCAAAAGCAGUACAGUUUUGGGUAUGUCUCUUACUGCUUGAUUAUUCUUCUUCAUUGACUGAUGUUUUUUGGUUCAAGGAUGGAGACUAUCACCAUGUAUUGUAGUCUACCAAUUGGAACAUGUUACAUAGUUUUUUUUUUAAACAUUUUUAUUCAGACAAA
This is a messenger RNA of Raphanus sativus (radish), 4090 nucleotides long. RefSeq lists its product as uncharacterized. The record is from RefSeq and is a predicted model, not a curated record. The transcript is spliced from 9 exons. The coding region runs from base 191 to 3907 and encodes 1238 amino acids. NCBI's taxonomy places the organism in Eukaryota, Viridiplantae, Streptophyta, Magnoliopsida, Brassicales, Brassicaceae.